CUCCAGGGUCACAUUAGUCUCACGUAGCCAGACCUUAAGACUGACGGCUGAAGGUCUGGAAUUCAUAGCAGCUUUCACGUCACACGUCUCCCGGAAAUUCUGUAUAAUUCAAUCUGAUGAAUACUUCAUAAACUUCUGAAGUGUUUCCACUUUUGUGUGCUGUAUGCAUUAGAUGUUCAGCCAACGGUCCGUGGGUGUGGCAUCUGUGGCUGAGGGUCAUGUAUGCAGUUCUCACACUGAAGAACGUGUCACAACCACUGUCAUGUCAAAGACUACAAAGAGGAAGUGAACAAACACAGGAAGAGCUGAGAGUAUCUAAAGACAGAGUUUCGAGUGUAUAAUAAAGAGGAAGACUGAGAGAAAGAGAAGAUGGCUGAUAAGUGUCACUUGUGUCUGCUGGGACUGAUCUUUCUCUCUUCACUUCUCACAGGUCUCAGUGGAGUGGAUGAUGUUCAUGUGUUCAUCAGUUCUGGUGAAAAUGUUCGUCUGUCCUGUAAUAAUGCUCUUCAUGACUGUAAAUCAACUGCAUGGAUCUAUAACAGAUUCAGUCAUUCAGAGACAGUUGAACUGAUUGCUGGAGGGAUAAAGAAGACAGACACAGAGAGUUAUGAGAGACUGAGUCUGGGGUCUGACUGCUCUCUGAACAUCAAAAACAUCAUAAAAGAAGAUUAUGGAUCUUACACCUGCAGACAAUAUGUGAAUGAUCAACAACAAGGAACUGAUGCUCGUGUUUAUCUGCAUGUUCUUCACGUCUCUUCAUCAUCUUCAUCAUCCUCACAGACUGAGAUCAGUGCAGGUCUCUCUGUGACUCUCUUCUGUCAGUUGUAUUCAUCUGCUGGAGUCUCUUGUGAUGAAUGGAUCCGUUCUAAGGGAAUUGAUCUGUUCUGGGUGAAUCAGGCUGGUGUUAAACUGACGAGAUCAGACUCCAGAUAUCAGAUAUCAGCUCCAGAUCACUGUAUCAUCACUCUGAAUACAACACUCCUGAAUGAAGAUCUCAACAGAGAGUGGAGAUGUGAAGUUACUCACAGAGAUCAACUCAAAACCUCAGCCACAUACACUGACAAGAGACCAGCUCGAGCUGAUUCAACAACAGCAGAGACUCCAGUCCACAGCACAAACUCAACUACAACAACACCAGCAACUUCUGGUUCAUUAUUCAGAAUGAUUGUGAUUAUUGUAGAGUUUGCAGUGUUUGCUGCUCCUACUGUGAUUUUUCUUCAGAUCAUCUGUGACAGAAGAGCUGAAAACAAAGAAAAACUCUGACCACCUUGAAGAAAUAAUGAUGCCAUCCAUUUUUAUUAUUAUUUUUUUUUAACAAAUAACAGGCGAGCUGUAUUUUCAUUUCUAUGGAGUUAAUGUAUAUUUGCAUGCAGUGUUUACAGUCAUUUUCUUGUGUUUGGUAUAUAACCUGCUUUAAAUACAGUAUUAAAUACAGUAAUGGGCAGAUUAUUUGUAUAAUAAUCUCUGUUCUGUGUGAUGGGGCUGCUUUGGUGAAUCUUUUAUCUCAUCUAUUCGUUUUUGUUUUUUAUCAUUUAUUUUUAUUAAUUUGUUUAUAUUUUGGGUGAUAGCUAAUCAUUUCCUUAAUAAAACCUCUGCAACUGCGUUUAA
Cyprinus carpio (common carp) is the source of this 1608-nucleotide messenger RNA. RefSeq lists its product as uncharacterized. Lineage: Eukaryota; Metazoa; Chordata; Actinopteri; Cypriniformes; Cyprinidae. Gene Ontology annotation, molecular function: protein tyrosine kinase binding; MHC class II protein binding. Bases 370 to 1263 code for a protein of 297 amino acids. Gene Ontology annotation, cellular component: membrane raft; external side of plasma membrane. The transcript has 6 exons. Gene Ontology annotation, biological process: positive regulation of ERK1 and ERK2 cascade; T cell activation; interleukin-15-mediated signaling pathway. The record is from RefSeq and is a predicted model, not a curated record.